UUUUCUGCAAUUUUUUAAAUUUAAUUUUCUUUUCAGGAGUUCUCUUUAAUUAUUUAUUUUUAAUUUAUUUUCUAACUAAUAUCCAAGAAUGUCAGCUAACAACGAAAAUAUUCUUCCAGUUUGUAAUGAUGCAAGAGUAUUGGCAGAAUCAAUCAUCGCUUCUCGAAAUUUUGAACGUUCAAAGCAAAAAACGCCCAAAAACGUUCCUUUUAUGCCUUCUCCAAUUAAAAAUAAGCCUUUGGAAUUAUCUGGUGGAAAACAGGCAAUUCUUGAAUCUCCAAUUAAUUUUGGAGGAGUUUUGCAAUCACCUGGACCUUCUCCUGCUCCUCUUCGAUUUAAGUCGUUUGGACGAGUUUCGAACAAUUUCAAUUCUUCGUUUGCGGGCAAUUCAAAAACUGACUUUGGAAGUUCUUAUGGAACAUUUGUUAACAACCGUCAACGUGUUUCAAACAAUUUUUCUUCCUCAAACUUUACAAAAGGUUCGAACUUCAAUCGGUCUUUUGCUCAUCAUUAUACUCCUGCUCAUCAUUACAAUCCAAAUUUUAAUUCGUAUGGUCGUCUUCACACCAAUUUUAACACUUCUGCCGGUGUUGGAUUGCGUGAUUAUUAUUGGAUUGGUGAACAGCGUUAUAAAAGUUUUGGACAGAAGAAGCUUUGA
Meloidogyne enterolobii is the source of this 658-nucleotide messenger RNA. The record is from the annotation of a GenBank genome assembly. Lineage: Eukaryota; Metazoa; Nematoda; Chromadorea; Rhabditida; Meloidogynidae.